UGAUCGCUCUAGGAAUGUGUGACAGUGAAGAUGGCGGUACAGUGGAGUCACUGUGGAAGAUGGAUUACAGCCGCUAAGAGUUCAACUUUACUAGAAACAAUAUGUGGUUUGAAUAGAAGAUCAAAUACGUUUGCUGUCAAUUCGCUCCUUGGAACGGGGACAGUCGCUGGCUGGGGAAAUCCGGGGCUGUUCUCAAGGCAUGUACACACAACCUCACUAGGUAGCUCACUUUUUACAAGGUACAGAACAAAGUUGCUUUACCAGACACCUAAACUGUGCUCUUGCAAAAGGACACACAGCGAUGCCAAGUUGAUAGACCCCUUCUCAAUGGCCCAAAAUGACUUGAAUCAUUUGUAUGAUGACAUCAAAAAGGAGCUUUUCGUGUCCAAAUCGGAGCUCAAGUCUUUAUGUGAUUACUACUUUGACGGGCAGGGCAAGGCCUUUCGACCCAUGAUAGUGGUGCUCAUGGCCCGGGCGUGCAACAUCCACAGCAACCGAGACCGAGAUCUUCUCCCUGGACAGCGGGCCAUAGCUAUGAUCUCUGAAAUGAUUCACACUGCCAGUCUGGUCCACGAUGAUGUCAUCGACGGGUCGGACAAGCGGAGGGGCAAGACAACUAUCAAUGAAGUGUGGGGUGAGCGAAAGGCCAUUUUAGCUGGAGAUUUCAUUUUGUCUGCGGCCUCCAUGGCACUGGCCCGUAUCGGCAACAACACAGUGGUGUCAGUCCUUUCCCAGGUCAUCGAGGAUCUGGUGCGAGGUGAGUUCAUGCAACUGGGCUCCAAGGAAAACGAGAACGAGAGAUUCAAACACUACCUCGAGAAGACCUUUAAGAAAACUGCGAGUCUCAUCGCAAACAGUUGUAAAGCAGUAUGUACGUUCUAUAUCGACACCAAUAACCCAAGGCUUCAGGGAAGUCUUUUGGCCGGACAGAAAAGGUUUGUGCUGACUGUCGGUUUGUAUCCAUUCAAGGUAUCCAUUCUGGUGAACUCGGAUCCAGAGGUUCAUGAAAUAGCUUAUCAGUAUGGGCGGAACGUAGGCAUCGCGUUUCAGCUGGUAGAUGAUGUGUUGGAUUUCACUGCCUGUGCCAACCAGCUAGGAAAGCCUUCAGCUACCGACCUCAAGUUGGGCUUAGCCACUGGCCCGGUUCUGUUUGCCUGCCAACAGUUUCCUGAGCUGCAUGCUAUGAUCAUGAGGAGGUUCAGCUCCAGUGGAGAUGUGGAUCGAGCCUGGCAGUACGUCCUGGAGAGCGACGGUGUGGAUCAGACCAACUAUCUGGCCCGGCGCUACUGCCAGGAAGCCAUCCGGCAAAUCGGCUUGCUGCGGCCCUCCCCGGAACGCGACGCCCUCGUCCGGCUCACUGAGAUGGUCCUCACCCGCAACAAGUGAGCCCCCCCCAACCCGCCCCCCCGUUUCCAGGCUUCACUUCAGGCAGCUACCAGGUCCUGUGGAAGGAACCCCGCGGGGGGGGGGGUCUGGGACGCGGAGAGGGGCUUAUGGGUGACUGAUCAGCAGUGAUGUCACACAGGGAUGUCACACAGUGGAAGCAGGUUUCUUUGUGGCCACGUCGAAGGUGGAAGUAAAACAGAGCGUAUAUCCAGGCUCUCCGGGGCAGACUAAUGCGACGCACUGCCUAUGUCUUCUUACACAAAGGGGUUCACAGAACUACGAAUUACGUCUUUGACAACAACCUGGUUGCCGCCGCUAACCUGAUGUCAGAAAGCGAUCGAUCAGGGCCUGAAUGAGGAUUGGACUUAAGCUUCUAUGCAGAGACCUAUCAGGGUCACUGUUGAAAAUGGCAGCUAUACCUCGUUCGGGCUUCACACAGUGCUGUGACUUCCCAUACUCUGCCCCAGAGUACAGCCUGUCGUCAGUGGAUGUUAUUCAAUGUUUGGGGUGGGAUGGGCGCCGCGUGGUCACUGUAAUUCCACCACGACUCAAAAGCUGAAUCAUUGUUAAACGUGUGGGUUGGAACUCAAUUAAGACAUUGCUGGAAGGUCACGACCCACGUUUCCCCACAAGUUAACUGUUUUUUGCCAGUCAGAUGGGUUUAUGUGCAUAGAACUGGAAUGACGACAGUAGACCGGUGACUUCAAUGGGUACUACUGUUCUGGGCAUUAUUUUUCCGUGCAGGUAAUCCUACCUGGUGUAAAAAAAAAAGAAAAAAAAGUGGGAUUUGGGGAGAAUGUUAUGCUGUCUUUUUUGUGUAUCAAGACCUUAGAAACAGCCAAGGCCUUAACGUCUACAAUCACCAUGUACUCCGAUUAAAAACUAUCUUUUUAAGAAAA
Esox lucius (northern pike) is the source of this 2285-nucleotide messenger RNA. It is a transcript of the gene pdss1, whose product is annotated as prenyl (decaprenyl) diphosphate synthase, subunit 1. The record is from RefSeq and is a predicted model, not a curated record. The transcript is spliced from 10 exons. Gene Ontology annotation, cellular component: transferase complex; mitochondrion. The coding region runs from base 31 to 1386 and encodes 451 amino acids. Gene Ontology annotation, biological process: ubiquinone biosynthetic process; isoprenoid biosynthetic process. NCBI's taxonomy places the organism in Eukaryota, Metazoa, Chordata, Actinopteri, Esociformes, Esocidae. Gene Ontology annotation, molecular function: prenyltransferase activity.